AUUAUACAACAGCAGAGAGUACAACUUUGACUACCAUGUCGAUCUCCAACAUUGAUCUCUCAUAACUCUCAUCACAUAUACCACAUAGUCUUCUCACAGUAUAAUAUGUCUGCCAAAGAUUACUACCAAAACCAGCCCGACCGAGGUUUCGGCGGUCCUCAACAACAACAAGGAGGCUACUACGCUCCUCCCGGCGGACAACCUGGUUAUGGUGGACAGCCGGGAUAUGGUGGACAACCGGGGUACGGCGGGUACCCCCAGCAACAGGGGUAUGGAGCGCCUCCUCAGCAGUACGGAGGUGGUGGAUAUGGGGGACCUCCUCAGGGGUAUCCUCAGCAGCAACAACCCGUUUACGUCCAACCCCCUCCUCGUAAAUCAGGCGGGGGAGCUACGGGUUGUCUAGCUUGUCUGGCCGGAGCCUGUUGUUGUUGUGCGGCCGAAGAGAUGUGCUGCGACUGUUUCUUCUAAGCCCCUCUCUGCACGGGACCAGCCUCUACCGCUCAUCACCCUGGCUACCCCCCCCUCUUACACAUUCGAUCAUCUCAUUUGAACCAACGUACCCGCUAUUUGUCGUCCAAAGUGACCUGGCCGGACGACCCGGACCUUUUUAAUUCCCCUUGAAGCGCUUUAUGAAUACUUCUCCUUUUACCUUUCGUCCGCCUUGCCUAUCGGGGUGCUGGCCUUUUCGGGCUCUUUGAUCUCGGAUGUACAACUUAAUCGCAAUUCAAUCCUUUGCAAAAUCGAAUUACAUCUAUCAAACAAAGCAGAAGCUAGAUCACGGUCCAGACUCGUCAGCAGCAUGUUAUUGGUCUGACUACUGUCGUAGCUCAACACCAUGCACAACAUGCCGACCUUACUACUGUCGUCGC
This is a messenger RNA of Filobasidium floriforme, 869 nucleotides long. RefSeq lists its product as uncharacterized. The transcript is spliced from 5 exons. The record is from RefSeq and is a predicted model, not a curated record. Lineage: Eukaryota; Fungi; Basidiomycota; Tremellomycetes; Filobasidiales; Filobasidiaceae. Bases 106 to 468 code for a protein of 120 amino acids.